GGGCAAUACAGAUCAGGUAAAUUAGGAAAAAUUCGACUUACUUUUUCUUACGUUUCCCAAACAACUCGGCCUAACCAACGUUCCUUGAGCAACGAGAGAGAUGGCGGAUUUUCAAUUCAGCUUGGAUCAGCUGUUUCGUCAGCCUGUGAUCAAGAUUACAAAUGAUCUGCUGCCCAUGGGCACGGUACUGGGCCGGAACCAGCACUGCAAAGUGAUCGCACAGGUCAGCGAGAUAUUGAACGUCAUGGGGGUGUUGUCGGCUCAUGCCCAGGAUUUGCGGUCUCCGGUGACCACAGCGGGACGGGUGCGCGAGGCCCCCAAUCAGUAUGUAUACUUGUUGGCCAAUGUGAGGAGAGGACGUCGCGGCCAGGUGUGUGGUAUGCUGAAGGUUGGACUGAAGCAGCUGUUCCUGUUCGAUGUCAAUGGCGCUAUGCGGAAUGUGUCGCAGGCACCCUCGAUACUCGAUUUCUAUGUUCAUGAAUCCUGCCAGCGUACUGGUCAGGGCAAACGCCUAUUCGAAUAUAUGCUCGCCGAUAUGGGCUGGUCGGCCGUGCAGUGUGCCAUCGAUCGGCCGUCGGGGAAGAUGGCUGGUUUCAUGAACAAGCACUACCAAUUGGAGAGGUCCGUGCCUCAGAGCAACCAUUUUGUGAUCUAUCAGGGAUUCUUUGAAGCCAACCACAUACUCGUGAAUAGCAAACCAGCACAGCGACAGCUUCAACUGCGCAAUGUAAGAAAUGGAGGAGGGGACAGCGAAACUGACGACCAGCAGUUACCCUAUCCCUGGGGCUCCCCGCGGAGACGCAAAUUCUGAGCUCAACGCCAAGCAGCAGAUCUCUAUUGCUCUAAUUGCUGAUCCAGAACAGGGCCAGCUAUAAUACUCUAUCUUCUUCUGUCGAUUACUUCUUGUUUGCUAUUGCAAUUGCUAACAGACAACAACAAGAACAAGACCACACUGGGGGAAUACACAAAAUCUUCACUUUCUACUUCUUCUUCUGUACACACUAUUCACACCAACACACACACACACGGUGCUCUACCUAUUUACAAAUUUUAAGUUAAGAUCAAAUAAAUUGGCUUUCGUUUUUGGUCGCGAA
This is a messenger RNA of Scaptodrosophila lebanonensis, 1094 nucleotides long. Its product is annotated as alpha-tubulin N-acetyltransferase 1-like. Gene Ontology annotation, cellular component: microtubule. Lineage: Eukaryota; Metazoa; Arthropoda; Insecta; Diptera; Drosophilidae. Gene Ontology annotation, molecular function: tubulin N-acetyltransferase activity. Gene Ontology annotation, biological process: alpha-tubulin acetylation. The transcript has 2 exons. The record is from RefSeq and is a predicted model, not a curated record. Bases 101 to 811 code for a protein of 236 amino acids.